AUGUCCCAAUUCGGAAAGUUCCAUGAUUUUUGUCGCGAUUCAACACUACCAGUGUGUAAUUUAUUCUUCUUGACUAGCGACAACAGCACUGCCGGGCCCAUCGACCGUAGCUGCGAGCUGAGGGGCUUCAUAGCCAAUGGUGAACCUUUAAGAAACCUUGGUUCGAUAAUAUUGUGCGGCUUCGCACUCGUUGCUGUUGUCUACUUAGUAUGGAGAUCGGAGAGAAAACAAGCUGCCGUCGGUCGGCGAGAAAUGCAAACUUUCCUGUUGAUGUACGGGAUCGUUUCGCUUGCUGAAAUAUUCUCUGUGGGAGGAUUUUUGAACAAUGCUACAGUUCUGAAAUGGUUUUCGUCAAUACAUAUCGCAGCGAUCGCAACCACGUGCUGGAUACUUCUCUUGAAUGCAAUCGUUGGAUACCAGCUUCUAGAUGAUGGAACUAUAUUAUCACUGAGUCUUUUCUUCGUUUCGGGGGCCAUGAUAUUCAUUGGCACAGGCUAUAUUGCUCUCGAUACUGGAUUCGGCUACACCGACACAUUUAAACCCGAUGCCGACUACAAAAACUAUGGACUCUAUGUCCUGUAUCUACUCUUCCCGAUCGUCUGCUUAGCCGGCUACUUUAUUCUCGAGAGCAUACUCGUUCUCAGAGUCUUGGGUGAAACUCGGCCCAUGCUGCUACUAGGAGGGGCGGCCGUACUCUUCGCCAUCGGACAAGUUUUCACAUUCGUCAUCAGCGUGCACCUCUGCAAUGCCGCAGACGGAAGAAUCGACGGUGCCCUAUUCGAAACCCUAUUCACAUUAUUGGCAGUGAUCACACUGUGGGCUUUCUGGUCGAGCAUUACAGAAGACACAUGGGUAGACGAACCCCUAAAUCCAUCGAUGUCAGAUGCAGAUUACAGCACACAUCGCUCCGGGCGAUUCGAUUCUCAAUACGCCUGA
Orbilia oligospora ATCC 24927 is the source of this 936-nucleotide messenger RNA. RefSeq lists its product as uncharacterized. The record is from RefSeq and is a predicted model, not a curated record. NCBI's taxonomy places the organism in Eukaryota, Fungi, Ascomycota, Orbiliomycetes, Orbiliales, Orbiliaceae. Gene Ontology annotation, cellular component: endoplasmic reticulum membrane. The transcript is spliced from 7 exons. Bases 1 to 936 code for a protein of 311 amino acids. Gene Ontology annotation, biological process: protein folding.